This is a messenger RNA of Panthera uncia (snow leopard), 3570 nucleotides long. It is a transcript of the gene DECR2, whose product is annotated as 2,4-dienoyl-CoA reductase 2. NCBI's taxonomy places the organism in Eukaryota, Metazoa, Chordata, Mammalia, Carnivora, Felidae. The coding region runs from base 153 to 869 and encodes 238 amino acids. Gene Ontology annotation, biological process: fatty acid catabolic process. The transcript is spliced from 6 exons. The record is from RefSeq and is a predicted model, not a curated record. Gene Ontology annotation, molecular function: 2,4-dienoyl-CoA reductase (NADPH) activity.
AGGCGGCUGUGGGCGGGCCUAGCGGGGCCUCCGGAUCUGGGUCAGGGCGAGUGCUGAGCGCCUACGCUUCUAUCCGGCGGUGGGUCUCCGCUGCUGUCGGAUCCUGGGUAGGUCCCUGUUGUGCUCGCCGCCCUUAACCCGCACCGAGAGCCAUGGCCCAGCCGCCGCCCGACGUCAGUGAGGACGAGUGUCUUCCCGAGUACCGCCAUCUCUUCUGCCCGGACCUGCUACGGGACAAAGUGGCCUUCAUCACAGGUGGUGGCUCUGGGAUUGGGUUCCGAAUUGCUGAGAUUUUCAUGCGGCACGGCUGCCACACUGUCAUCGCCAGCAGAAGCCUUCCAAGAGUGUCAGUGGCUGCCAGAAAGCUGGCUGCUGCCACUGGCCAGCGAUGCCUGCCUUUGUCUCUGGACGUUCGCGCUCCCCCGGCCAUCACAGCUGCUGUGGACCAGGCACUGAAGGAGUUUGGGAAAAUUGACAUUCUCAUUAACUGUGCGGCCGGAAACUUCCUGUGCCCUGCCAGCACAUUGUCCUUCAACGCCUUCAAGACCGUGAUGGACAUUGACACCUUGGGCACCUUCAACACGUCUCGUGUGCUUUAUGAGAAGUUCUUCCGGGAGGACAGAGUCUGGAAAGAAGGUUGCAGAACCAGGCCUUUUACUGCUGCGUCAGCGUUCUCCGAAGAAGCAGGACCAAUAGGAUAUAUAGAGGUACGCCUGAGGGGGUUUGUUAGAGGGGUGGCUCACGCCACUGUGGAGCCCCAAGAAGUCCCACGUUCUCUGUGUACGAGCUGGAGACCCAGGAAAGCUGAUGGUAUGAUUCAGUCCGAGUCCGAAGGCCUGAGAAACAGGCGCUCUGGUGGCCAAGGGUAAGAAAGGAUGGACGUUCCAGCUCGAGCAGAGGGAGAGGGAGUCGUCCUUCCUCUGCCCGUCUGUUCUCCUGGGGCCAUCAGUGGAUGGCAUCAGUGAUGCCGCCCACAUUGGUGACGGCAGAUAAUCUUCACUCAGUCUACCAAAUCCAAUGCCAGUCUCUUCCAGAAACACCCAGAAAAACUGUUUUACUCUGUCGUUGAUUGCCUGCAUGUGGUGGUCAUUUGGCUAUGAGAUAGACCCUCUCUGUUUGGCUCCCUGCACCCACCCAGGUUGUCCCUUGGGUCUUGGGAGGCUGCUGGCGGCCCCUGGGUCACAGGCACACUCAGCGGUGCCACUUGCUGGGUGGUGAGGCUGGUGGGCCCCGCGCACAGGCUGGCGAGAGGACCAGGGGGUGUGGGCAGACGGCCCCAGCAGUGGCACUCAGGCUCUGUGGCGAUUGACAGAGAACUAAGUUGUCCUCUUUCACAUUAGCCAUCUCUAGAUUCCCUCAGGAAGUGUCAGGUUCUCUGAAAGGAGGGGUAAUUCCGUGCACGUGAACCCUGGUCAGAGUUUCCUGCAACCUUCGCCGUAGAAGCUGAUCUCCGGGCCGCCCUGAGCUCCCCGUUCGAUGGUGAGGGGGUCUCGCUUUCAUCCCUUCGAACCACGUGAGACCAGGAGCCAAAGCAGAGGACUGCCAGCCACAGAGGCAGUGCAGCCUUCCAGCCUCUCCCAUUCCUUCACCAGCGUCUCAGGGAGCAGAUAGGCAUUUUUGAAAAGCUCUGCGUGCUUUAUCUGUUGAAUGAAUAAAUGAACCAAUCCCAGCUUAUUCACCCUAUGCCGUGUGAGCCACACAGAUUAUUCCCGAGACAUCCCACCAUGCAAAGGACGUUCGGGUGUUCUCGCCCUUGUAAUACAGAAAGCAAAGGAAACCUCAAAAUGGUCUGAAAUAAGGAGUGCUGAUUUGGGGAGUUUCUCUCUGCUCACUCCUCCUGUUGUCAUGGUAACUUGGUAGAAUUCUGCGGUGGCUUGUAUGAGCCGGCUCUGUCCUUGGUGUCACCUUAGAAAGGCCCAGAGGUCAGCACCAGGCACUAAGGCUGGUUUCCCAAAAGCCAGACUUGAGCCGUGCCCUUCUCUUGGUCCCUGGGUUGGCACGCCCUCCCCGUGUUUGUCUCUGGUCGCUCUGGGUCUUUCACCUCACCCCUCCCCAUCCCCCCUCUUUGCUCACACACUAUCCACCAAGUGCACACUGAGCUCCUGCUUGUGCCCGGCACCCUGGCUGAGGACCGAGGCGUGGGCACCCCCGAGUCUCCUGAGCUUCUGCGCUCUCUGCCUCGGCAUCUGUGCCCGUGGGCUCGCUGAGUAAAGCGGGAAGAAUGAGGAGUCCCAAGAACCCCCACAAUUGGAGGCUCAGUAGAUGUUCCUGUCUCCUCUGACCCUCACAUCCCCUUGUCCUUAUCCUAUGGAUUAGAGCAAACCCGCUUCUCGUGGUCAAGCCCCCACCCUACAUAGCAGGUCCCCGGGAGGGGGAGGGCCUUGCUCCUUCCUGCCCUGCAUAGAGGCCCAGUCACGCUGCAGCUAGGUCCCCUGGAGCAGGGUCGAUGAACUCUCCAGGGUAGGGUUUCCCUGGCGGCACAUGGGCCCCCUCAGGCAUCUCCCUCAGGAUACUGAGGCUAGUCUGUGUUGGAUGCUGGCAUCAGAAAUCUGCUCUGGGGGCGCCUGGGUGGCUCUGUCGGUUGAGCGUCCAACUUCGGCUCAGCUCAGGUCAUGAUCUCGAAGAUCAUGAUUUCAAGCUCCGCGUGGGGCUCUGUGCUGACAGCUCAGAGCCUGGAGCCUGCUUUGGAUUCUGUGCCUCUCUUCCUCUCUCUCUGCCCCUCUCCCGCUAGCACUCUGUCUCUCUCAGAAAUAAACCUUAAAAAAAUUUUUUUAAUUGCAUCUUAAAAAAAAAAAAAGAAAUCUACUCUUACUCUGGCUGUUCAGAUCCAAAGAGAGGGAAUGUGUGAGAACACUCCUGGGCUCCUUCACUGGCUCCAACGGUGGGUGUGCUAGGGCUCUAGGGCCCAGGGGUGAGCACCCCUUCCUUCUUCCACUUCUCCCUCUCCCUGGGAACCUGCACAUUCCCCUCGCUGCACAUCAGCUCUCUCUACGACCAGGUCCCAGCCACUGUGUGUUCAAGCUGCAGCCCAACCCCUGGAGAGAAGGGCUGCCUUCCUUCCCUCAGAGUCACAUCCCCAGUCCUGAGGAAAGGUACCCAGUCACUCCGUUCGGAUCAGGAGUCUAGCGCUUUUCAAUAAGCCGCAGCCAAGGUUUGAUCACACAUAUAAACACGGCAACUCCCAUUACAGCCACGGGCUUGGAGAGGGGCUGCUUCUAGAAAAUGUGUUAGCAGACCAUCCCAUGUGGAUCCUGACUGACACCAAGGAAACUCACUAAAAAUCAAUGUGUAGCCUAGCGUGCUGAUGUGUGUGUGUGUGUGUACUCUUUUCCAGUGACCAGGUGAGUCUUAGGUCUCCCUCUGGUGAAACCCAAAGGCCGGGUGGAAGAUGGCAGAGAUUGCCUAAGUCUGUGCUCUAUCCACACUCCCCGCCCCUAUCUCAGGGCCAGGGCUCUGCCCUACUCAACCUUUUUUCCUGGGGACCAUGGUGGAGACUGAAUCUUUCUUUGGACUUUCCUUUUCCUUGCCCUUUGUAACUCGGUUCUUUGGUGAAACAGUACCCCCCCCCCA